AUGCUUUCCAGGCCAUUGUUGCUUGCUCUGACGCUCUGCACAGGCGUCCUGGCAAGCUCAUCUUUUGAUAUAUCCACCAAUCCGCUCAGAGUCAAGACGAUCACCGGCGUCUUCACCGGCGUCGUCGACCCCGCGUUUCCCGAUGUCCGUCAGUUUCGCAGCAUCCCCUACGCUGAACCGCCCCUGGGCAAGCGGCGGUGGUUACCUCCCCUGCCGGUUUCCCCGUCGCUCCGGCAUUCGUACUCCCACCGCUUCCCACCGCCAUGCCCGCAGUACCUGACAAAGAACCUGACGACAUGGAACUCCAACAUCACCGACUUCUCCAUCCGCGUAGCCGGACAGAGCUUCACGGCCGGCGCCAUGGCCCAGACCUCCUCCGAGGACUGCCUCUACCUGGCCAUCUGGACGCCCAUGAACGCCACCGCCAACUCCAGCCUCCCCGUCGCCUUCUUCCUCCCUGGCGGCUCCUUCAUCAGCGGCGGCGUCGACGUGCCCUACCAGCAGCCCGCGCCCUGGGUGCAGCGCACGCAGCGGCACAUCUUCGUCGCGGCCAACUACCGCGUCAACAUUGCCGGCUUCCCCUGGGCGGCGGGGCUCGAGGAGCAGAACCUGGGCAUCCUCGACCAGCGCGCCGCGCUCGAGUGGGUCUACGCCAACAUCGCCUCCUUCGGCGGCGACCCGUCCCGCAUCACCCUCUGGGGCCAGUCGGCCGGCGGCGUGGCCGCGGACAUGCUCGCAUUCGCGUACCCGGACAACCCGCUCGCGGCGGCGCUCUUCCUCCAGUCGGGCACCGCCAUGGUCAACAUCAGCUACCCGGACCCCACGCACAGCAACUUCACCUUCGUCGCGCGCCACCUCGGCUGCGACUUCCCGGACGACCCGCAGGCCGAGCUGGCCUGCAUGCGGCAGGUGCCGAUGUCGCUGAUCCAGAACUUCAUCGGGCAGUACAGCGACAACGGCACGAGCAGCAGCACCACCGGGCCGCCACUGGGCCCGUUCAAGCCGCUGCCGGACGAGAAAACAGUCUUCUUCAACUACACGGCGCGGGCGGCGGCGGGGCAGCUAGCACGCGUGCCGGCGCUGGUGAGCACGACGGCGAACGAGCAGGCAUCGCUGACGCGGUACCCGGCGGGCAACGUGACGGCGGGGCCGUGGCAGCCGCGCGUGGACGGCGAGACGGUCGCCAUCUUCGCGUGCCUCGCCAGCAACACGACGCGCGCGCGCGCCCGCCUCGGCCUGCCCACCUACCGCUACCAGUACGCGGGCAACUUCAGCAGCGUCACGCCGCUGCCCUGGAUGGGCGCCUACCACGCCAGCGACGUGCCCAUGCUGUUUGGCACCUACGCGACGCUGGGCGACACGGCGGAGGUGACGGCAUUCCAGCGGGAGGUGGCCGAGGCGAUGCAGGAUUAUGUGCUGGCGUUUAUGGAGGAUCCCAAGAAUGGGUUGAGGAAGAAGGGGUGGUUGCCAUGGGGGGAGACGCAGGGGAGCGAGGUGAAGGAUGGGAGGAAUAUGCUGCGGUUUGCGAGCGGAGGGGUGGUGGCGAGGAAUGUGAGCGCGGACGAGGUUGACGAUGCUUGCAUCCUGGGCAGCCCGUACAAUUCGAGUCCGUAA
This is a messenger RNA of Thermothielavioides terrestris NRRL 8126, 1614 nucleotides long. RefSeq lists its product as uncharacterized. The record is from RefSeq and is a predicted model, not a curated record. The transcript has a single exon. NCBI's taxonomy places the organism in Eukaryota, Fungi, Ascomycota, Sordariomycetes, Sordariales, Chaetomiaceae. The coding region runs from base 1 to 1614 and encodes 537 amino acids.